Molecule: messenger RNA, 1668 nt
Organism: Theobroma cacao (cacao)
Lineage: Eukaryota; Viridiplantae; Streptophyta; Magnoliopsida; Malvales; Malvaceae
Product: nuclear transcription factor Y subunit A-1-like
Biological process (GO): regulation of DNA-templated transcription
Cellular component (GO): CCAAT-binding factor complex
Molecular function (GO): DNA-binding transcription factor activity; DNA binding
Source: RefSeq, a predicted model, not a curated record
UCUCUAAAGAUCUUUCCUUUUUUCAUGUCUUUGAUUUCCAAGACCACUGCUUUGGGGCUUUAAUUUAGCAUUUUGUUAUUUUUUUUUUGUUGCCUUCAGUUGAUGUUUUGGGAGUUUCCUCUUUCGUUGAUGAGAGAAUUGGAGGAAAGAAGAAGAUUAGCAUGAAUUAUGGGGAUAAGUUGUGAAUAAUGCCAGCAAAACCGGUGAACGAAGAUCAACAGUUAGACCAUGGUGCUCAAAGUGUGUUGCAGUCAACUGUCUUCUCUGAGCCCUGGUGGAAAGGGGUUGGUACUAAUCCCUUAGGUGAAGCUGCCUCAAAUUCAUCUUCUAUGGAACAACUACAUGGUUCAAUGGCAAAUGGAGCUGUCCAGUCACAAGCUCAUGGUGGCUUGGGCAAUGGAGAUGGGAGAAAUGGACAAGAUCGCCAACAUCCCAAGCAUGCUCCUUCUGCAGCACCCCUUACUUUGGGUGAACACCUUGAACCAAAUUCCCAAAUGGAACUAGUUGGUCACUCAAUUGUCUUGACAGCGUAUCCCUAUUCAGAUCCUCAGUACAGUGGAAUAAUGACUUCAUAUGGGCCACAAACGAUGGUGUCACCACAUCUAUAUGGAAUGCAUCAUGCUAGAAUGCCUUUGCCUCUUCAAAUGGAAGAGGAGCCUGUUUAUGUAAAUGCAAAGCAAUAUCAUGGCAUUUUGAGGCGAAGACAAAUACGUGCUAAGGCUGAGCUAGAAAAGAAAGCCUUUAAAGCUAGAAAGCCAUACCUUCAUGAGUCUCGGCAUCUACAUGCUAUGAGAAGGGCUAGGGGUUGUGGAGGUCGUUUUCUUAAUACAAAGAAGCAGGAUAAUGACGUUACCAGUCCCACCUCAGAAGAAUGCAUGAAUUCAGAUGCAAACCUUUCAACCAAAUCAGCUCACUUAUCUGGUUCUGGGUGUAGAUCUGCAAAUUUAAAUUCCUUCUACGAUCAGAAAGAAGGAAACGGGUCACUGGUACAGGACUUGCCCAAUGCACAAUCUUUAGCUAAUGUUAACACCAAUGGCCAUGGUCUGUCAUCAACAUACCACUCAUCAUCUAAUGAUGCUGUGGAGGGUAACUGCUUUGGCCAGCAGAGGAAUAUUGUGCAAGGGAAUGGGGCACAAGAUGGUGCCCCGUCAAUUAAAUGAAAUUCCUCCUUGAGGUGGGUGGCGUUCUCCAGCAUUGCUUUGCAGGCAAAGGUGGAGGUAUUUGCCCCUUCGAUCUUGGGUGGUGGAAUCCCUCCCAGAGUGGCAUUCCACAGGCAAUUCAUUCUUGGCUUUGGUAACUCAUGGUUAAGGGGUUAUACGAGGAGAUAUGCGGUCUUUGGUUGAUCUCCACUCUGCUAAGAGUUUGACAUCCCUCCCAUUGACCCCUUUGUAAAAAGAUAAAUAGGUGUUGUAUCUAUCAAGUAGCAAACCAGUUGUGAAUGUGCAAAAUUUCAGACAACUUACAUUUGAACAUGUCAAAGAGCAUGGAGACUUGUGUAUGACUGAAAGAGUUUUUUAAGUUUUCCAUCAUAGUGUGGCCAUAAUAAUGUAAAGUGGCGCCUUGUGUUGCUGCUGCCUCUCUCCCUCUCUUUCAUAUGUAUUGUAGUGAUUGUCCGGAGACUUGUUACAUUAUAUAAACUGUUUGGAGGGAUGUGGUGAUUGUUUCUCG